This is a messenger RNA of Striga asiatica, 702 nucleotides long. Lineage: Eukaryota; Viridiplantae; Streptophyta; Magnoliopsida; Lamiales; Orobanchaceae. The record is from the annotation of a GenBank genome assembly.
CAAGGCCGCCUCUCCCAAAACACAACCAGUAGAAAAUGGGCAUCUCUCUCAGCAUCAUCGCCCGACGACGAGCCCCGACCCACCCUCACCCGUCACCACUCCAGCCCCACCCGGCGAUGGAUCCUGCGCACCCUCACCCAUAUCCUGCGCAUCCCUAUUCUCCGCCACUCGCGUCUUACCUCACAAGUCACAUACCACACUUCUAACGCCUACACUGUCUGCAAUCACCCUAAUCCUUUUGUGGGACAGACCUAUUUCGGUGGCUCAUUUGAGCUGCCGCAGCCUGGAGUGGCGGCGGCGGGGCCGGCGCCGCCCUGCGGCGAGCAGAAGGCGGCAAAAGGUGUGCAUAGCGACGUGAAUGUGCAUAAGGAUACCUUGAGGCUCGAGGUUGAUGAGCUGAACCCGGAUCAAUACCUGGUUUCGUUUGUGUUUGAUGCUUUGGUGGACGGAUGCAUCACAAUCUGUUAUUUCGCCAAGGAUGAAGCCCAGCGCCAAUUUGUUUCAUUAUUUCCUGAAACUUAUGUUCCCAUAAAAGUUCCUUUCAGAAAGGGCCUUCACCAGGAAUUUAGACAGUCCUUAGGAACAGCAAUCAUCACCCUCGUCGUCCCUCCAUCAUCCUCGUCGCUAAGUCCCCCAUCAUCAUCGCUGUCACCAUCGCAUCGCCAUCUUCUCCUCGCCGGCGAGCAGCAACUCGCAAGGUGA